Messenger RNA from Musa acuminata subsp. malaccensis (wild Malaysian banana), 1141 nucleotides. RefSeq lists its product as uncharacterized. Lineage: Eukaryota; Viridiplantae; Streptophyta; Magnoliopsida; Zingiberales; Musaceae. The record is from RefSeq and is a predicted model, not a curated record.
UUUCUUCUCUCUGCGACCCAAUUCUUGUCUACGAGCGUUUCGACUUUCGGCUGUCGUCGUCAUCGAGGAAACGGUGGAGAUCAAUCUCGGUCGAUGACUCUUAUGGCGGCUUCGAGGCCUCCGACGAGAACUCCGGCGAUUUUGUGAAGUCCCUGGAUUGAGUUCCUUCUCGGUCGAGCGCCAUGGCGGCUCCCUUCUUCUCCUCCCCUUUCCAGCCCUACGUCUACCAGAGUUCCCAAUCAGCAGUGACAGCUUUUCAGAUACUGGGUGGAGAGUCUCAGAUUGUUCAGAUAAUGUUAAAAUCACAAGAGAAGCUUAUUGCAAAGCCUGGUGCAAUGUGUUACAUGUCUGGGUCAAUUCAAAUGGACAACAACUACAUCCCUGAACAUGAAGCGGGGUUUUGGCAGUGGCUUUUUGGCAGAAGUGUGACAAGCAUAGUUCUCUGCAAUCUUGGUCCAGAAGAUGGAUUUGUUGGAAUUGCAGCACCAUCUCCUGCAAGGAUACUUCCGAUUGACUUGGCAAAUUUUGGUGGUGAGAUUCUUUGUCAGCCAGAUGCAUUUCUUUGCUCUGUCAAUGAUGUUAGAACUAUCAGUAAUGUUGAUCAAAGACCCCGCAACUUUGAGGUUGGUGCAGAGGUGAUCCUGAAACAGAAGCUAGUAGGCCAGGGUCUUGCAUUUCUUGCGGGAUGUGGAUCUGUCGUGCAGAAAAUUCUUGCUCCCGGAGAAGUAUUAAUAGUCGAUGCUGUGUGUAUUGUUGCUAUGACAUGCACUAUCAAUUUUCAGCUGAAGCACUCCCAUCCAAUGAGAAGAGUGGUCUUUGGGGGUGACAACCAAUUGAUGGCCACACUAUCAGGUCCUGGAGUUGUGUUUAUUCAGAGUUUACCUCUCCCUCGACUUUCUCAACGUAUUGCAAGGGCAGUUGCAGCUCCAAGCUUGAGGGACAACCCAAAGUUUUUCAUGCAGAUCGCUCUCUUGUUCUUCCUUGCCUAUGUUAUGAUUGUAUCAUCAUUAAUUUUGACCGAUGUUUAGAUUCUCAUCGCCAAAUACUCGCAUCUGUUUUCAUAUCAGCAAUUUGUGAUGGCAAUAGGAUUCUCAUCUCCUUUUGUUUUAUUAGUUAUAGAGGCUCUUUGGAUGGUACAGUA